This is a messenger RNA of Urocitellus parryii (Arctic ground squirrel), 2378 nucleotides long. RefSeq lists its product as uncharacterized. Lineage: Eukaryota; Metazoa; Chordata; Mammalia; Rodentia; Sciuridae. Gene Ontology annotation, biological process: regulation of DNA-templated transcription. The record is from RefSeq and is a predicted model, not a curated record.
CAGACACCCUGACGGGAGCACCUGCAGGAUGGGGCUCUGCCCUAGCGGGCAGCUGGAGAAACCGCCUUCUCGCUGAUUGAGGCUUCGCUCUCAAGCUUCGGAGUCCGGGUGGUCUGCUGUGCAGGUCUGAAGACCCUGAGGGAGCAGGCCUGGCUCCUGAGCUCCAGGGAAUGGAACUGUUGACAUUCAGGGAUGUGGCCAUUGAUUUCACUGAAGAGGAGUGGGAAUGCCUGCAGCCUGCUCAGCAAAAAUUAUAUAGUGAUGUAAUGUUAGAGACCUACAGAAACAUGGUGUUCUUGGACAUGGCUUCUCAUCAUACCCAAGAAUUUUCACAAGACCAGGGCAUAAAACAUAUACUUCAAAAAGUGAUAAAUGGAAAAUAUGGAAAUUAUGAACUUGACUAUUCACAACAAAGAAAAAUAUGGAAAAUUGUGAGUGAGAAUGAACAUCAUAAAUUAUAUCAUCAAAAGUCAGUCCUUAUUCACCACCAUAGAAUUCGUAUUGAAGAGAAGCCCUGCAAAUUUAGAGAAUGUGACAAAGCUUUUAAUGAAAAAUCUCACCUUAUUUGCCAUCAGAGAAUUUAUACUGGAGAGAAGCCCUACCAAAGUAAAGAAUGUGGCAAAGAUUUCAUUAAAAAAACACAGCUUAUUCACCUUCAGAGAAUUCAUACAGGAGAGAAGCCCUACAAAUGUACAGAAUGUGGCAAAUCUUUCAUUAAAAAAAACCACAGUAUUUAUCACAGCAGAAAUCAUACUGGUGAGAAGCCCUACAAAUGUACAGGAUGUGACAAAGCUUUUAGUAAAAAGUCAAGACGUUUUAGCCAUGAGAGAACCCAUACUAGAGAGAAGCCCUAUCAAUGCAAAGUAUGUGGCAAAGCUUUUAAUCAUAAAAGUAGCCUUAUUUGCCACAGCAGAGUUCAUACUGGAGAGAAGCCCUACAAAUGUAAAGAAUGUGGCAAAGUUUAUACUAAAAAAUCAGCCCUUAAUUACCAUAGAAAAAUUCAUACUGGAGAGAAGCCCUACAAAUGUGAAGAAUGUGGCAAAGUUUAUACUCAAAAAUCAGCCCUUCAUUGCCAUAGAAUAAUUCAUACUGGAGAGAAGCCCUACCAAUGCAAAGUAUGUGGCAAAGCUUUUAAUCAUAAAGGAAACCUUAUUCACCAUAGCAGACUUCAUACUGGAGAGAAGCCCUACAAAUGUGAUGAAUGUGGCAAAGCUUUUAGUAAAAAAUCAAGUCUUAUUAGCCACCAGAGAACCCAUACUAGAGAGAAGCCCUACCAAUGCAAAAUAUGUGGCAAAGCUUUUAAUCAAAAAAGUAGCCUUGUUCGCCACAGCAGACUUCAUACUGGAGAGAAGCCCUACAAAUGUAAAGAAUGUGACAAAGCUUUUAAUGACAAAUCAAACCUUACUUACCACAGAAGAAUUCAUACUGGUGAGAAUCCCUACAAAUGUAAAGAAUGUGGCAAAGCUUUUAUUAAAAAAGCGUAUCUUAUUCCCCACCAGAGGAUUCAUACUGGAGAGAAGCCCUACAAAUGUACAGAAUGUGACAAAGCUUUUAAUGAAAAAUCAAGCCUUGUUUGCCACAGCAGACUUCAUACUGGAGAGCAGCUCUACAAAUGUACACAAUGUGACAAAGGUUUUAGCAAAAAAUCAGGCCUUGUUCGCCAUCAGAGAAUCCAUACUGGAGAGAAACCCUACCAAUGCAAAGUAUGUGGCAAAGCUUUUAAUCGAAAAACUAGCCUUAUUUACCACAGCAGACUUCAUACUGGAGAGAAGCCCUAUGAAUGUGAAGAAUGUGGCAAAGGUUAUAUUCAAAAAUCAGCCCUUAAUUGCCACAGAAAUAUUCAUACUGGAGAGAAGCCUUACAAAUGUGAAGGAUGUGACAAAGUUUAUAGUCAAAAAUCAAGCCUUAUUAAGCACAGCAGAGUUCAUACUGGAGAGAAGACUUAGAAAUGCAAAGAAUGUGGCUAAGCUUUUAAUCAUCCAUCAAACCUUACUAGACAUCAGAGAAUUUAUAUUGGAGACAACUUCUACAAAUUAUUAUAGCAGAGAAAAAUUAUUCAAAUGAAAAACUGUUACACUGUGAAAAUGUCUCCCACAAUUGGUCACCCCUUAUUCAACACCUAGAAAACAUACUAGUAGAAGAGGUCAAGUGGAAAAAUUUGUUUCAAAACUCAUAGACAUUGCUCAAACAUUAUUGAACUUUGGAGAAUUCAUAAUCCUCAGCAACCUUACAAAGUUAAAUAAUGUUUCCAAUCCCUUAUUUAAAUUUCAAAUUUAUGAAACAUCUGAAACCUUAUUCCUGUAGUGAAGGUUAAACAGCAUUUUCCAAAAUAUGUGUCAUAUUUAAUAGUGAAAUAUUUACAAUAAAAACCUUGACAA